Prunus armeniaca (apricot) is the source of this 420-nucleotide messenger RNA. Lineage: Eukaryota; Viridiplantae; Streptophyta; Magnoliopsida; Rosales; Rosaceae. The record is from the annotation of a GenBank genome assembly.
AUGUUGAGACAGACAGAAAACAAACAAGAAGAAUUGCUCAGAAAUGAUGACUGGCUUGAGGAGCUGGAGCUCGGAGAAGGUGAGGACCAGUUCUCGAAGUCGCCGGCUCCGAUUAAGGCGUCGAUUAUGUUGUUGAGUUAUUGGCUGAGGAUGCCAGGGAUGGCAGUAACGAAGGUGGGGGGCUAUUGGGUGGCUGAGAUGGGUUGUGGCAAGGGGAAUAGGGAUGGGAUGGGUGGGUGGAUGAGGAAGAGUUCAGAAGUUAAGUUUGAUUGGGUCCUUGUUCGAAAGAGUGUACGGCCAACCCAUCAGCUACUUGGAGUCACAAUCUGGACCUGGGCUGUUACUAUUUUGAGGAGAGUCUUGCCUAGCUUGGUUGUUCAUUGCUUAAUGAUUCUUUGGGAGCUGUUAAGGCUUGUCUGA